GAAAGCUGCACAUUGCUGCCUUGCAUGUGUUUGCUUGCUCGAACCGUGCGCGAAGUGAGUGGCACAGUAAACGUAAACAACGUGAGUUUCGUUGUCGCCUGCUUACCUUUAGACUUUGUCUGAAAAGGUUGACUCUAAUGGAAGACAGUGAUUGACCCUUAUAGAAAUUAUGGCUUCACCCAACGUGACCAGAGCCACCACUUCUACAACCACACUUUCUACCUCAGCAAGCUCGACAACAUGUACGACGAGCCCCCCCACAACUAAAGCACGUAAAUCUACAACAACGAGCGAUACAAACACCGAACAUUCUUAUUCAUCGAGCAUAGCAAAUCUGGAAUCCCUCUCCUCGAAGGAAAAGCGUUUCCAUUUCUUGAAAAUCAAAUGCGAUAGAAUACGGCAUUUUAUCUUGCAGGGCCGGGCACCUCCUGGGUUAAGCAGGGGUGAGAUGAGAAACCUCAGAAACCAAGCCAAAGUGCACAUCUUAGAUCGAGCGAAGGAAACGUUAUAUUACACUGGAGGCAAAGUGGACAUCAAGAAGCGAGUUGUGACAGAUAUGGAGGAAGUAAACGACAUCAUGAAACACUGUCACACCAAUAACCCGGCAGGUGGUCACAGUGGCAUCAAUGGCACACUGACCAAAAUAUCACAACACUACACGUGGAAUGGCAUGAAAGAAGAUGUCUCCAACUUUGUCAGUUCUUGUGAGCGUUGCAAAGGAGGAGACCGGGCUAAGAACAGGGCUCCCCUGGCCAAGACGAUGAAGCUGAAAUUGACUCAGGCCCUUGAAGUUGUGGGAAUGAGUUUCAUAGGUCCCCUUCCAGCAUCAAACGAAGGCUGCAAGUUUGUCCUAGCUUUCACUGACUACUACACCAAGUUUGUGGACUUCUUCCCUCUGAAGACCAAAUCAAUUACAGGUGUGACAUGGUGCAUAAAAACUUACAUCUACAGAUGGGGAACACCAAAAAGUUUACUGCUCAGCCAAGACGAAGAUUAUAUCACACAGCUCAACACAGAGAUUGGCAAAUCCUUAAACUUCCCUGGCUUGAUAGUGACCAGCUCAGACCAUCCACAGACCAGCAGCUUGAGUGAGCGCACCAGCCAGAUGCUGACCACCCACCUAAACCAGUUGGUCACUGAGAAGCCUGACAACUGGGCACGUAAUUUGGAGGAGCUAGCAUACUCCAUACGCACCCAGGAACAGACCCCCACCAAAUCUUCCCCCUUCUUUCUCAUGUUUGGUCGCCACCCCCGCUCAUCAGCUGAGAUGGAAUCUAUCACUGAUUUAAUGAGCAUGGAUGUUGCAGACCAUGGUAACACAGUCGAACCCUCAAGAAGAGGGGCUGAAUUUUCUCAGAGAUCUGCACACCUUACCCAGUUGGAUGAUGAAUUCAGGAGUCACUGGAAGGGGACCUGCCUAGAUUCUGCCUACCAAAUUCUACAGAUGGCAGACUAUGAAAACCUGAAGUUUAGGACUGAGACCACUGAAGACAAUGAAUACAUGGUGAUCACGAAAAUAGGCACAUUUGGUGUAGUUGGCCUGCCAACUGACCUGGCUAGCCUAACGCUGGACCGCCAUGGUAAACUGACCUAUCAAGCAGUGUAUCAACAGGCUGUGGAACACCGGCUCUUUGACGGAGAAGCAUUCGAUGUGGCUACGUUCUGUGGCCUACUGCGCAAAUUGACGCGAACACGAUUCUGCAGGGGUAUCCCUGAAGCUCACAUUGCGGACGGUGACAUGCACUGUGUCAAGACGUUGGGCUAUCCUGUGCUGCGUUACCAGGCCGAGAAGUGCCAGAUUUUCUAUGAACAGAGUGGCAGUAGCAACACUAAUAGUGAAAGUAACAAUAGCCGCACGCCAUACCGCUGCGUCAGCUGCAAAUAUGCCAGCAAAUUUUUGCUAAAGAAAAACAAACUGGCAAAACACCCUGUCCAAAACAGGAGAGAACUGAAAAGACCGCUGCCCAUGGCUGAUUUUUACUCGGAGGUUACGCCAAGAGGGUCAAGUGAAUGGAUUGACAGGAGUAAAGACAGAUGUCCACAGCCUGGGGGGAAUGUACUCCCUGAUCCGAUGAACACCAGACCCCAUGUGGGUACACUUGCCAACAAUGACUGCCAUGAUUUCCGGGAUAUUGUCCAAGCGAUAAACAGUGAAUGCAAUGUUGACCUCAGUGAUGUAGUGUUUAACUCGCCCACACACGUUAACAGUGUGGAGAGAUUGCCAAGUGAUAUCCGCUGACCAAAUUAUCAUGACCAAAAAUAGUAUUUCAAAUUCAAACAUCUCAAAGGAUUGCAUGAAUUUUGGCAGAAAAUAGUAGUGUCCUUUAUUUCUUUUUCCAGUCAUGUAUGGCAUCAGUAAAAUUUCAUUUUCUUUCAAUGCAUACGCUUGUCUCUGUGAUUUUAGUAAAUCUACGGGUGUAUAUAUCGUAUGCCUGUAAUAACAAUCAUCACAAUAUGAUAUACACAAAAUUCCAUGAUGUCAAAUGAAACUUUAACUCAGUUGUCAUGACCAAAGCUACAUGCAUUUACUUUAUUUGAAAAAGCUUUUUGACUGGCAAUUAUGACUGUUACACAGUUCAUUGAAAAAAGUUCUUGGUAGAGGCUCAGCUUACAUUCAGUCAUCUUCAAGUCAUCUCAAACCCCAAUGUUUCCUCCAAAGCAUGUUACUGAUGUUGAAUUUCUGUCAAGUGAGGGGUUGAUUUUGUUCAACUUAUGAGAGGAAAAAUCUUAAUGAUGACCUUUCUGUAUGGACCGGUGUUAACCUUCACCUUCCCAAUCCUCUAGGAGAUUAGGGAAUUCUGGAGAAUUGCAGAAGAUAAAGCUUGAUGCCCCUUCACCGUUGAAAAUGAAAAAUAUGUACGCAAAAUGGCUGAUUCUGAAAGUAUUGGAACAUUUCUUAGUGAAGAUGUGAAGAGUGCUUGUCAUCAGUGGUUUAUCUACAUGUAUCUAUUUUUUAACAACUCAAGUCAUAUCUCAGGUCACUUUCGAAAUGUUGUUAAAUUAUUUCCCGCACCCAUACAGUGGCAUACAUGAACCUCUGAAUUUGAGUUGAACAAAAACCUUUCAUUUGACAACAAAAUUACAUGUCGCUCACUUGCCUUGGAUAAAAACUUUGGACUUGAAAUAUCUGUCAAGUUACUUGCUCACAGCACUCACGCUAGACAGCAAUUAUUUUGGUGUACCUUCCUGUUGUAUUGUAUAAGUAAAUCUAAAAGACAGAAGCGCAUUUCUAUUAUGUUGCCCAGUGCAUUUCAAUUAUAUGUUAUACUACCCUGUAUUUACAUUCCAAAGUUUCUACAUGCUGAACCUACAUUGACAGAUCUGGAGGUCAGAGGCAGUGAGGGCCAUGCCACACCUUCAAGAAAAAAAUUAGGAUUCAUGGAAACAUGAUGAAAAGGUGAUUUGAAAUUUCAUUGCCAUACAUUCCCAAAUUAUGUAACAAGCCCUCACAUUGUGGGCCCAUCCUUCAGAAAGGACAUAAAACGUGACGUAAAAAACUCAGACCCCUCCCCCAAAGAGUGAGGCAGAAGCUGUAUAUAUAUUUAUCCUCUUGUAAGAUAUAUGUUAUGUUUUCCCCUUCAACCAAAAAAGUAGUUGUGGAUCCAUCCUUGUGUGCAUGCAGCUUAUUUCAAGCAGAAUAAAGUUUUAUCUAUUCAAAGUUUACUGGA
Messenger RNA from Acanthaster planci (crown-of-thorns starfish), 3668 nucleotides. RefSeq lists its product as uncharacterized. Gene Ontology annotation, molecular function: nucleic acid binding. Gene Ontology annotation, biological process: DNA integration. NCBI's taxonomy places the organism in Eukaryota, Metazoa, Echinodermata, Asteroidea, Valvatida, Acanthasteridae. The record is from RefSeq and is a predicted model, not a curated record.